AUUAAUUGGGUAAUCAGCGAGCAUGACCUUUGACCUUAAAUCAUAUCCCUGUCAGCCAUUUUCUUCGAACUCCAGCGUGGGAGUCGAGUCCAAUACGUCGCGACUUCAAAGGACGAAAUACGUUUUCCCGUCUUCCCUCAUACAGUGUGGGUACAAUCCAGCAUGCCCGGACAACAGGAGUUCAUCUGUGGCCUCUCGCACGAGGUAACCAUAGCAGUCCUCCCCAGACUGAACAUGGAGGAGCUGAUGUUUGAGCUCAACAGAAGGAUUCAAAACCUGGACAAAGAGAAUAGCAUCAAGGACAGGCUGGUCAGUAUCCUUAGGGACGUGAUGUUGGAGGAAUACCGUCAGUUGGAGAAGAAGUCAGAAGUCAGUUCUCUAGACGAAACAAUCAUACCUGUACAAAAUCAGGAGAACGUUCAGACUGCGUGCGCUGAAACAAUGUUAUCAGAGACUUCAAGUACUUACGCCUCACAGCAGAGUCCUGGGCUGGACAUUGUGAUCAAGAAGGAACGCGAUACAAGCAGUAACUUGCUCGUGUAUACAAAGGAGCCCGAGUUUAAUACAGAGCAGGAACAGCUGACUCUUCCACAACAAGAUCAAAUUUGUAACAAGCCCAGUCGAGGUACACCAGCAAUUCCCAUGUUCCAUACCCCUCUGAUGCAAAUGAAUAACAGAGAUGACUCUCGCAUUAAAGAGGAAGACUUUGAUAUGCUGACUGAGGAUUAUGCAGGCAGACCUUGUCAUGGCGAGCUCAAUUUUGACACUCCUACAUCCAGUAGGCAGGUAUUGCAUGCGCUGGAUACACGUAAUCCAACAACUACUUCUCAGACAGAGAAGACUGUGGAAGUCGAUGCACCCAAUGAGGAAGCACAUUCGGCUUCUUGUCAUCUGCCUCCAGACUACGGUAACAUACACAUAAGGAUAGAAAGUUAUGUCUCCCAUGAUUGUCAAAUCGGGCAAAAUUGUAGUAAAGCACCAGACCCGGAUCAAACUGAACAUCAUGCUGAUGACAGGGACACUGGUUUAAUCAACAGCGGACACGAACAAAGUAGACAAGAUAGUAGUGAGGAAACACUCUCAUCUCCUUGUGAACCGACUUCAGAACAGGCUUGUGAGAACAUGGAGUCUCUUUUUCCUGCCAAUGGCUCACAAAUUAAUUCAAAACGCUACGAGUGUGACGCAUCAUUCGCACACAGUGUCUCCAAGCACACUCAAUGCCAUAGAGGAGAAAAACCUUUCAUGUGUGGCGAAUGUGGUUACAGGACACAGUAUAAGUACCAUCUUGACGAACACAUGAGAAAACACACCGGUGAGAAACAAUUCAAAUGUAAUAAGUGUCACUACAAGACUUCAUAUAAAAGUUAUCUAGUCCAGCAUAUGAUAUGCCACUCGGGUUUGAAACCCUACAAAUGUAAGGAAUGUGUCUACAGGACAGCUUAUAAGGGCGAUCUUAUUAAACACAUGAGGCUUCACACCGGUGAGAGACCCUACAGUUGUCAAGUGUGUGAAUACAAGGCAAAAGAUAGGUCCAACCUCUCCAACCAUAUGAAAAAGAAACACCAGUGAAACCACUGUCAGUUGCCAACCA
Messenger RNA from Branchiostoma floridae (Florida lancelet), 1591 nucleotides. Its product is annotated as zinc finger protein 3-like. NCBI's taxonomy places the organism in Eukaryota, Metazoa, Chordata, Leptocardii, Amphioxiformes, Branchiostomatidae. The record is from RefSeq and is a predicted model, not a curated record. Gene Ontology annotation, molecular function: DNA-binding transcription factor activity, RNA polymerase II-specific; RNA polymerase II transcription regulatory region sequence-specific DNA binding. The coding region runs from base 163 to 1569 and encodes 468 amino acids. The transcript is spliced from 2 exons. Gene Ontology annotation, cellular component: nucleus. Gene Ontology annotation, biological process: regulation of transcription by RNA polymerase II.